Phyllostomus hastatus (greater spear-nosed bat) is the source of this 1144-nucleotide messenger RNA. Its product is annotated as WAS/WASL-interacting protein family member 3-like. The record is from RefSeq and is a predicted model, not a curated record. Lineage: Eukaryota; Metazoa; Chordata; Mammalia; Chiroptera; Phyllostomidae. The transcript has 6 exons. The coding region runs from base 578 to 1096 and encodes 172 amino acids.
AGCUUCCAUGUCCCUGGGGACCGACUCCCAGGGAAACCAGAAUGCCAUCAGCGGCUCCGGCUGCCCAGGGCAACUUCACACCUCGAGCCGUGCUCUUGGGGAGAUAAGAAGUCCUGGGUGUGGCAGAGCACAAGCACAUCCAAGUGCAGGGUAGGAGUGCCGGCUGUGGGUGAGGAAACGAGGAAAAAAGAGCAAGACUUGCUUAUGCAAUAAUGCUUCUCAGGCCCUAACCUCUUCAUUCUGGUGAUGAAGGCGCCCCUCAGCCUGCAGGGGGCCCCGCUCACAGGGAUGUCUCCUUCCUGCACCGCGCGCGCCCUUGCUGCCUGCCGACGGAUUCAGACCAGCCGAUGUGCCGCGUGGGAAGUGAUGCUUGCGGAGCAGCCCCGGUGCCCGGACCCGGAGACUGAACAGUGAGCCGUAAACGCGCAAAACCCCUCGUGCGGCCCAAGCCUCGCGCUGUGCUGCCUUGUAGCCGUCCACGUGUUCACUCAUUCGUUCGACAGACUUCACAGAGCUUCUACGAAGUGCCAGCGUGUCCCGAGUGAGGGCACACAGGGCACCCCAGACACAGCCCCGAAUGCUUGUGGUGGAGGGGACCAGCACGCCGGCCAACGGUGCCCCAGCGUGGAUGCCCUUGACCGGCCAGAACAGCGCCAGUCGGUCAGCCGUGCGACCAGCCCCACCCCUGUGGCUACAGGGUGCUGUCAUCGGCGCCUCGGCCACCAGAGCUCCAGGGCCACACCUGCCUGCCUGCCCACACAAGGAGGCCGGCUCCGGUUACGCUGUCCCUCGUCACGCCGCUCCGGGCCUGUCCGUACCUGCUCCGCGCACCCAGGACUGCCUGAGCCCCUCCUUGCCCUUCCCUCUGCGGACCCCCCAGGCCUGGGAAAGGGCUUCCGGAGCAGCGGCCGAGUGUCACCUGGGCGUGGCCCAGGGCGGCAUCACCGUCCUCCGAGCAAACACCAGGCACCGCCGUCUCUGCUCUGGCCCCCCGCCGGGCGUGGCACCACCGCCCCCACAGCCACCGCACUGCUGCUGCGGGGUGCCCCCCCCGCCACUCCUGCUCCCUCCCUGCGGCCACCAGAGUGAGCGCUGAGACCCAUCGCCUGCUCUCGCUCUGGCCCCCCCCAGAACGUCGGCCUGU